GGUGACGGUGUCUGCGGGCAGCACGGUGUUGUUGAUGUCCAGGUGCAGCACCAGGCGCCGCCGCUCCGCCCGCCCGCUCAUCGCCCCCGCUACCGGCACCGGCACCGGCACCGGAACCGGAACCGGCGCCGCGGCCCCGCUUCCGGCACCGGACGGGGACGAAGGGGGCGUUGCCAUGGCAACCGGGCACGCGCCGCGCGGUGGGCGUGGCCUCGGUGGUGGGCGUGGCCAAUCACCGCACCGGACCGCGGAGGGGGCGUGGCCUCGCCCCGCGGCGGGAGGGGCGUGGCUUCUCGAGGAGGCGGAAGCGGAAGUGGGCGGUGCUUCCGGCGCUCCGCGGGCGGCCAUGUUGGAGCGGCGGCGGCGGCGGCGGGGGCGCAGCGGCGGCGGGCGCGGCCGUGUCGGCGGGCGGCAGAGCCCGCGGCUGCCCAUGGAUGUCCUGGCACUCACUCUGCUCCUGGUGGGGGUACCAACAGUGGGGGGCUGGGAAGAGCCUGACCCGUCCCAGGGCUGCGCCCGAGGCAGCUGCUACCCGGCCACCGGCAACCUGCUGGUGGGGCGAGCCCAGCGGCUGAGCGCCUCGUCCACCUGCGGGCUGCACGGCCCCCAGGAGUACUGCAUCGUCAGCCACCUCCAGGACUCAGAGAAAUGCUUCACCUGCGACUCGCGGGACCCGUCCCUGCGCGAGAGCCACCGCAUCGAGAACGUCAUCUACCUGCAUGGCCCCCACGGCGAGCGCAGCUGGUGGCAGUCGGAGAACGGCGUGGAGCACGUCAGCAUCCGCCUGGACCUGGAGGGCGAGUUCCACUUCACCCACCUCAUCAUGAAGUUCAAGACCUUCCGCCCCGCUGCCAUGCUGGUGGAGCGCUCGGCCGAUUUCGGGCGCAGCUGGAAGGUGUACCGCUACUUCGCCUACAACUGCUCCAAGCUCUUCCCCGGCAUCCCCAGCCAGCCCUCGGGGCACAUCGACGAGGUGCUGUGUGACCAGCGCUACUCCGAGAUCGAGCCCUCCAGCCACGGGGAGGUGAUCUUCAAGGUGCUGGACCCCUCCAUCCCGGUGGCAGAUCCCUACAGCCCCGACAUCCAGGACCUGCUGCGCGUCACCAACCUGCGGGUGAACCUCACCAAGCUGCACACGCUGGGGGACAACCUGCUGGACUCGCGGCAGGAGGUGCUGCACAAGUACUACUACGCCGUGGACGAGCUGGUGCUGCGCGGGAGCUGCUUCUGCCACGGCCACGCCGCCGAGUGUGCCCCUGCACCCGGCGCCCCGCCGUCCGUCCCCGGCAUGAUCCACGGGCGCUGCGUCUGCAAGCACCACACGCAGGGCCCCAACUGCGAGCGCUGCGAGGACUUCUACCACGACCUGCCCUGGCGCCCGGCCGAGGGCUCCAGCACCAACGCCUGCCGCCGGUGCGACUGCAACGAGCACUCGCGGCGCUGCCACUUCGACAUGGCCGUGUUCCUGGCCACGGGGAACACCAGCGGGGCCGUGUGCGACGGCUGCCAGCACAACACCAUGGGCCGCCGCUGCCACCUCUGCAAGCCCUUCUACUACCGGCACCCACGCUCUGACAUCCGCGCGCCCACCGCCUGCGCCCCGUGUGACUGUGACCCCGCGGGCUCGCUGGACGGGGGCGCCUGCGACGCGCACACGGACGUGGCGCUGGGCAUGAUCGCGGGGCAGUGCCGCUGCAAGGAGAACGUGGCCGGGCCCCGCUGCGACCGGUGCCGGCACGGAGCCUACGGCCUCAGCCAGGGAGACCCACAGGGCUGCCAGCCCUGCCGCUGCGACCCGCGGGGCACGGUGGCGGGCAGCUCCCCCUGCGACCCCAUCAGCGGGGACUGCUACUGCAAGCGCUUCGUGGCUGGGCGCUCCUGCAGCCAGUGCGUGCCCGAGUUCUGGGGCCUCAGCUACGACGUGGGGGGCUGCCGGCCCUGCUCCUGUGACUUCGGGGGAGCCUACAGCAACCGGUGCUCCAUGGAGGACGGGGCCUGCCCGUGCCGCCCCCACCUGAUGGGCCGGCAGUGCGACCAGGUGCAGCCCGGCUUCUUCUGCGCCCCCCUCGACCACUACACCUACGAGGCCGAGCAAGCCACGGGACACGGACCCGACCACCCCCAGCUCCCGGGUGCCGUGCGUGCCGAGGUGCCCCAGGACUGCCCCCAGCAGCGCCCCGGGGAGCCGGCGGGGCGGAAGGUUCGCCAGCGGCCCCAGCGCAGUCCCCGCCGUGCCCCCCAGCCCCGCGCCCCCCUGCGCCGCAGCCGCCAGCAGCCCCCCAAGCCCGACGUGGAGCCGGUGCUGCGGGACGGGGCUGGGCGCAUGGUGACCUGGACGGGUCUGGGGUUCGCCCGCGUGCGGGACGGGGCCGGGCUGACUUUCCACGUGGACGACGUGCCCUACCCCAUGGAGUACGAGCUGCUGCUGCGCUACGAGCCCGAGUCGGCCGAGGACUGGGAGGCCGUGGUGAGCGUCAGCUCCCGGGUGCUGCCCACCAGCCCCCGCUGCGGGAACCUGCUGCCCUCCGAGCAGAUGUACCGGGAGAGCCUGCCCCACAGCCAGAGGUACGUGCUGCUCUCCCGGCCCUUCUGCUUCGAGCCCAGCACCCCGUACGAGGUGACCAUGAGACUGCAGCGGGCUGGCGUCACCCAGCGCCACCCCGGAGCCUUCAUCCUCAUCGACUCGCUGGUGCUGCUGCCGCGUGUGUCAGAGCUGCCGGGUUUCCACGGGGCGGCGGCCGACGUGGCGCAGCGGCGCGAGGAGCUGGAGCGGUACCGCUGCCUGGAGGCUUUCCGCAUGGCCCCCCCGCACACCCUGGCCGAAGCCUGUGCCCGCCUGGUGUGCAGCGUCUCGGCACUGCUGCACGACGGCGCCCUGCCCUGCCAGUGCGACCCGCAGGGCUCCCGCAGCAGCGUGUGCCGGGCGCUGGCGGGGCAGUGCGAGUGCAAGCCCCACGUCCUCGGCCGCCGCUGCGACCGCUGCGCCCCCGGCAGCUACGGCUUCGGGCCCCUGGGAUGCAGCCCCUGCGCCUGCUCCCCGGAGGGCUCCGUGUCCCCGCUGUGCGAUGCGGGCAGUGGGCAGUGCCGCUGCCAGCCCGGGGCUGUGGGCCGGCAGUGUGACCAGUGCCAGCCGGGCCACUGGGGCUUCCCCACCUGCCGGCCCUGCCAGUGCAACGGGCACGCCGAGGACUGCGACCCCCGCACGGGCAGCUGCCUGCGCUGCCGCGACCACACCACCGGCCGGCACUGCGAGAGGUGCCAGGACGGUUACUACGGGGACCCGGUGCUGGGCUCGGGGCAGCAGUGCCGCCCCUGCCCCUGCCCCGGUUACCCCGGCACGCGGCACUACCACGGGAGCGCCUGCCACGCCGACGAGGAGACGAACCACAUCGUGUGCCUCUGUGCACCCGGAUAUGCUGGGCCACGCUGCGACCGCUGCUCCCCCGGCUACUUCGGGGCUCCGGAGACGGAGGGGGGAGCGUGCCGGCCCUGCCAGUGCAACAACAACAUCGACACCAGCGACCCGGGGGCCUGCGACCCCCGCACGGGGCAGUGCCGCCGCUGCCUGUACCACACCGCCGGGCCCCGCUGUGCCCAGUGCCAGCACGGCUUCUUCGGCAACGCUCUGCAGCGCAGCUGCCGGCGCUGCAGCUGUGACCCGCGGGGGACGCUGGCCUCCUACUGUGCCACCGGUGCCUGCGACUGUGACCGUGCCACCGGGACCUGUGCCUGCCGGCCCCACGUGGUGGGCAGGAGCUGCGACCGCUGCGCGCCCCACUUCUGGAGCCUGGGGGGAGCAGGGGGCUGCGAGCCCUGCGGCUGCCACCCCACCCGCGCCCUGCACCCUGCCUGCGAUGCGGUCACGGGGCAGUGCCACUGCCGCCCUGGUUUUGGGGGCCGCGUCUGCUCCCAGUGCCAGGAGCAUCACUGGGGGGACCCCGAGCAGCAGUGCCGAGCCUGCGAGUGCGAGCCGCUGGGCGCCGAGAGCCCGCAGUGCGACCGAGCCAGCGGGCAGUGCCGGUGCCGUCCGGGCUUCGGGGGGCUGCGCUGCGACAGCUGCCAGCGGGGCUACCAGGCCGCCUUCCCCCGCUGCUCCCCCUGCCACCCCUGCUUCGGGCGCUGGGACGUGGCGCUGGGCAGCCUGCGGGACUGGCUGCGGCGCCUGGGGGCGCGGGCACGGGCGUUGCGCGAGGGGGGCUCUGCGCCCCCGCUCAGCCCCCGCCUGCGGGCGCUGGAGGAGGCUCUGGGGCGCGCGGAGCGGCUGCUGGGAGAGGGGGGCAGUGCCAGCAGCCCCCUCCUGCAGGAGCUGGCCGGGCGGCUGGAUGGCACCAGGACGGAGCUGGAUGACUUCUGGAAGAGGCUGCAGGAGCUGGAGCAACAUCUGGAUCAGCUGGAGCAGGGAGAUGUGCGGCAUCGAGACCGGCUGGCCGGGCUGAGCCAUGAGCUGGGGGGGCUCAACCGAACCGCCUCCCACCUCCAAGGUGUCCUCGGCACCGUGGCGGCGGCUGGGUUUGGGGAGUCCUACCAGAGCAUCGUGGCGGCGGCGCGGGACUCGCGGCAGGCAGAGGCGGUGGCCAACGGCACGGCGGGCGAGCUGAGCGCGGCGCGGGCCAGGCGGCGGGCGGCCGAGCGGCUGCUGCGGCAGCGGGGCGAUGCUUUCCGCCGCAGCAUGGCUGCGCAGAGGAAAUCCCUGAGGGAGGCACAGAAACGGGUGUCGGGGCUCAGCAUGGCCAGGAUCAACGAGAAGAUCUGCGGGGUGCCCGGGGACCGGAGCUGCUCAGAGUCACCCUGUGGGGGAGCCCUGUGCCGGGACAGCGUGGGGACACGGCACUGCGGGGGCGCGGGGUGCUCGGGGGCCCUGCCCGUGUCAGCUCGAGCCCUGAGCAGCGCCCGCAACGCCUCGCAGCAGCUGGAGGUGGCUCUGGGACAGCUGAGUGCCGUGGCGCAGAAGAUGCAGGAGGUGCAGGACCUGGCGCGGGGUGCCCGCAGCCGAGCGGAGGAGGCGCUGGGGAGGUCACAAGCUGCCCGCAGCCGCACGGAGAAGGAGACAGCAAAGCUGCGGGACUUCAUCCGGCGCAUCAAGGCCUUCCUGGCUGAGGAAGGAGCUGACCCAGGCAGCAUCGAGCUGGUGGCCCGGCACGUGCUGAACAUCUCCCUGCCCAGCAGCCCCGGCCGGAUCCAGGAGCUGCUGCAGGAGAUUCAGGAGAGCAUCGGGCAGCUGGACGGAGUGGACGCGGUGCUGAACAGCACGGCGCAGGGGCUGGCUGCAGCGAAAGAGCUGCUGGCACAGGGACAGGACGCCCGGGAGCGAGCGGAGGGCGUGAGGGACGAGCUGGCGGGGACGCAGCGCGUGCUGCAGAUGGCACAGGCACAGGUGACGGUGGCGGGGAGCGCCCUGCAGAGUGCCAAGGACACCAUUUGGGCUGCCGAGAACAGCACCAAGGAGGCGGAGCGCAAGCUGCAGGCGCUGCAGGGGAAGGAGUCGCGGCUGCAGCGGCGGCUGCGGGAGCUGGCACAGCGCGUGGCCGCCCUGCAGGAGCGGGGACAGGGCGCACGGCGCAUGGCCCAGGAAGCCAAGGAGGGGGCGCAGCGUGCCACCGCCACCUCGGGGACGCUGAGCCAGGACCUGGAGCGGGUGACGCAGCGCUACGUGCUGCUGAAAGGCAAGGUCAGCGGGCUGGCCGGGGUGUCUGGCGGCGCCCUGCAGCGGGUGACAGAGCUGACAGCAGAGGCCCGGGACCUCCUGGACAAGGCCAACAGCAGCAAGAAGAAGCUGGAAGAGCUGGAGCAGCACUUCGGGGCCAACGAGCAGGCGAUGACGGCCAAGGCGACGCAGCUGCAGGCGCUGGAGCGGCAGGUCUCGGGGCUGCUGCAGGAGAUCCAGGAGCGGGCCAACGCUUACGCCACCUGCUAGGGAGCUCCGCGGGGCCGUGCCGUGCCGUGCCGUGCCGCCCUCCCUUUCCACGCGGGACACAUUCCCCACGCCGCGUGGAAAAAACCCGCGGGCAUCUGUAGCGCGGCUGCACCUGCAAAUAAAGCCCUGAGCCCCGGCU
Molecule: messenger RNA, 6053 nt
Organism: Anas platyrhynchos (mallard)
Lineage: Eukaryota; Metazoa; Chordata; Aves; Anseriformes; Anatidae
Source: RefSeq, a predicted model, not a curated record